ACGCGGUCUUAAAUUCAGCGACGCUGAUGUGUCGUAGGCAGCGAUCACCCCGAAACGAAUCGAGUAAGACCAAACCGACUACACCAGUCAACCAAAAGCAUUAACCCCUCUUCCCUCCUCUUUCCCCCACUCUCUCUCCCUCUCUCUCUUCACUCUUCAAAACACCCACCGCCGCCAAUGAUUCCUCCUCCACCUCCUCCGCCACUGUAUUAAUACUCAUAAAAAUGGUCGUUGCAUCCCCAUCUCCUGCACCCGCCCCCACUCUUUCCACCCUCUUCAUCACCACCUCACUCCAUGCAUCAUCCCCGCCGUCCAAGUACCCCAUCGACUUCUCCCCGCCCUUAAUCGCCAUGGUCGUGGUCGUCGCCACCGCCUUCCUUAUUGUCACUUACUCCCGCCUCAUCUCCCGCCACGUCAUCCCGCCAAUCCUCCGCCUCCAACGACGCUGGCACCACCGCCGUCGCCGCUCCUACCUCCCAUCAUCCAUCGGUGACAUCGACUCCCCGCCCUACGACUCGUCGCUCGACCCCGCCGACAUCGGCUUCCACGUGUUCUCCCCCUACGGCCUCGACGAGUCGGUGAUCAAAACAAUCCCCCUCUCUCUAUACACAUCAAAACAAUCCCUCCUCAGCCGUGACUGCGCCGUUUGCCUGAUCGACUUCCAAAACGACGACUACGUUCGAACGCUGCCGGUCUGCUCGCACGUGUUCCACGUUGACUGCAUCGACAUGUGGCUGCGAUCUCACGCCAACUGUCCUCUCUGCCGGGCCGGAAUAUUCCGUCCGGAAUCUCCAUUCGUUCCGUUGAUGGCCGCAAGGAUCAGGCCCAGCCUCGACGACACUGUUUUCCGGAGCAUCGCGCUCGAGCCUCUUGCCGAAGCUACGGCGCCGUGUGAUUCCGAUUUUUUAGUCACCGAGAUCGAGAGGUGCGCGGAGGAGCGAUCGCCGAGGAGGAGCUCCAACUACUGGGAGGAUUACCGGAUCAACGGCGGAGAUUUUGUUUUAAAGAGGUCGCACUCGUUCGGAUUCGAGCGGAGCUCGGCGUCGGCGGAGAGGAUGAUGGUGACGGAGCCUGCGACGGCAUCACCGUGGCGGUACCGGAGAGGAAGCUUCUGGAGCAAGCGGCCGUCGCCGUUCGGGUCGUUGACGAAGCCUCGAGUCUUCUCCUUCAGAUCAUCCUACAGAGGCGGCGUCAGCAUGAAAUCGCCGUUCUUCCGCCGAAAAGGCUUCUUCCCGCUGUCAGAGUCGAGCGCGAGAUUCUCCGGCGCCGGAACCGGUGGAUAUUCGCGGCGUAGCAAGUCGAUGACAAGUCCGAUGUUCGGAAGAUCAUCGGGGUUAUCGGCUUUCUCAUCGAGCCGGCUAAGGUGCGGAGAUCCGGAGGCGCUGUUGUCGCCGGAGAGGUUUAACAGGAGAUAGGAACGAAGGAAGCGAGGUUAAAUUCCGGAUCGACACGUGGAGGGUGGUGAUGGAGCGAGGGCGGGGUGGAUCGGACGGUGGGAGAUGGGUGGAGGCAAAGGGGGGAGGAGAGUUAAUGAGGGCUGGUGCGGUCAUUAACUAGGGGGGGGCUGCUGAGACGGCAUUUAAUGCCCAGAAUUGACGAGAGAGAGGAAGAGCAAGAAAAAACACACAAAUCAAAACUGGGGUUUUAAUUUUAUGGAGAGAGAGAAGAGAGAGGAUCAUAAAUGUGGAGAAAUUUAAUGGGUUUUGGCGCCAUUUAUUUAUUUAGGGGGAAAGAUUGGGUUAGCCUUUAAAUAUAGGGCUGCUUAUGUAGAGCAAACCGACCGACAACCAUACAAUUUAGAGCAUGUGGGAAGGAGUUGACAAAUCACUUGUGCAUGUGAACUAUACAACAGGGGUAGGCGUAGCUAGGGUUAUCCAGUUACGGCUUAGGGUUUAGAGUUUAAGGUUUAGGGAGAAACUUGUCUGUCUUGGUUUUACCAUCACAAAAUUUUGAAGAGAUGGAAAGUGCGGAGAGGGGGAGGAUGUGAAGUGCAAUGCGGGUGGAGUUGAGGCUUUGAGUGCUUGUCCUUGUCAUUCUUUUUAUCUUCCUUGACUUUGGAAGACAUGGAUGUGUGGUCGUUGUUGCAUUGCGGUAUUGCGCAUUGGGCAAAGUCAAAGCUAAGUGGGUCAAAUUGGAAUUUGGGUGGUUUCCAAUUACUUGGGAGGCAUGCUUAGGGUUUUGAGAAGGGAAAAGAAUGUUACAUGUCAUUUUUGGUGUUUUACUUACGUGUCUUGUGUAAUAUUAUUGUAGCAUUUGUCAGAUGAAUUUAUGUUACCUUUGUUUUGCUCUUAUUGAAAGAGAAGUAAUUCCAUUUUGAUGCAUGGAUUCGAUUA
Malus domestica (apple) is the source of this 2333-nucleotide messenger RNA. RefSeq names its product RING-H2 finger protein ATL65. The record is from RefSeq and is a predicted model, not a curated record. Lineage: Eukaryota; Viridiplantae; Streptophyta; Magnoliopsida; Rosales; Rosaceae. Gene Ontology annotation, biological process: protein ubiquitination. Gene Ontology annotation, molecular function: transferase activity.